AGGUGAGUUAGUUGUGCUCGCCAUGUCUGGACGUGGAAAGCAGGGAGGCAAGGCUCGCGCUAAGGCCAAGACCCGCUCCUCUAGGGCCGGGCUUCAGUUCCCCGUGGGCCGAGUGCACCGCCUGCUCCGCAAGGGCAAUUAUGCCGAGAGGGUUGGGGCCGGCGCGCCGGUGUAUCUGGCAGCGGUGCUGGAGUACCUGACCGCCGAGAUCCUGGAACUGGCGGGCAAUGCGGCCCGCGACAACAAAAAGACCCGCAUCAUCCCGCGUCACCUCCAACUGGCCAUCCGCAACGACGAGGAACUCAACAAGCUGCUGGGCAAAGUCACCAUCGCACAGGGCGGUGUCUUGCCCAACAUCCAGGCAGUGCUGCUGCCCAAAAAAACUGAGAGCCACCACAAGGCGAAGGGCAAGUAACUACCUGGACUAGUUUGUGGCAACUGGAGUAAAACGAGUCCAAACCAACGGCUCUUUUAAGGGCCACCCACGUCUUCUCCAAAAGAACUUAACAUUUCUUCCAUGGGAAAGAAAAUGAGACAUGGGGAAAACUUAAGUCAUAAGUUACCCAUCCUUAUACCUUUUGAAGACGGUGUGUAGCGAACACUGCAGAUUUAAAAGA
This is a messenger RNA of Piliocolobus tephrosceles (Ugandan red Colobus), 617 nucleotides long. RefSeq names its product H2A clustered histone 11 (gene H2AC11). The transcript has a single exon. Lineage: Eukaryota; Metazoa; Chordata; Mammalia; Primates; Cercopithecidae. Gene Ontology annotation, cellular component: nucleosome. The coding region runs from base 23 to 415 and encodes 130 amino acids. The record is from RefSeq and is a predicted model, not a curated record. Gene Ontology annotation, molecular function: structural constituent of chromatin; protein heterodimerization activity; DNA binding.